This is a messenger RNA of Saccoglossus kowalevskii, 510 nucleotides long. Its product is annotated as zinc finger protein 709-like. The record is from RefSeq and is a predicted model, not a curated record. NCBI's taxonomy places the organism in Eukaryota, Metazoa, Hemichordata, Enteropneusta, Harrimaniidae.
AUGGAAAUACAACAGUGUGACCAAUGUGAGAAGAGUUGUACCCUGUCAAGUAAUCUCAAAGUGCAUAUGCGAACACAUACCAAUGAGAAGCCUUAUCAUUGUAAACAAUGUGAGAAGAGUUUCACUCGGUCAAGUCAUCUCAAAGUGCAUAUGCGAAUACAUACCAAUGAAAGGCCUUAUCAUUGUAAGCAAUGUGAGAAAAGUUUCACACAGUCAAGUUAUCUCAAACGGCAUAUGCGAAUACAUACCGAUGAACAGCCUUAUCAUUGUGAACAAUGUGAGAAGAGUUUCACUCGGUCAAGUAAUCUCAAACGGCAUAUGCGAACACAUACCAAUAAGAAGCCUUAUCAUUGUAAACAAUGUGAGAAGAGUUUCACUCGGUCAAGUAAUCUCAAACGGCAUAUGCGAACACAUACAAAUAAGAAGCCUUAUCAUUGUGAGCGAUGUAAGAAAAGUUUCACCACGUCAAGUCAUCUCAAAGUGCAUAUGCGAACACAUACAUACCAAUGA